Molecule: messenger RNA, 2095 nt
Organism: Amblyraja radiata (thorny skate)
Lineage: Eukaryota; Metazoa; Chordata; Chondrichthyes; Rajiformes; Rajidae
Gene: srd5a1
Product: steroid-5-alpha-reductase, alpha polypeptide 1 (3-oxo-5 alpha-steroid delta 4-dehydrogenase alpha 1)
Exons: 5
Coding region: 229-1032 (267 amino acids)
Biological process (GO): steroid biosynthetic process
Cellular component (GO): membrane
Molecular function (GO): 3-oxo-5-alpha-steroid 4-dehydrogenase activity
Source: RefSeq, a predicted model, not a curated record
AACGUCGUCGCAGCGUCCCUCAAAACCAUGAUCUUUGCUCAAAACCAUUGAAGCGCCGCCCUUGAAUGGUUCAGACGGAAUUCUCCUCCCAGUGAACUGGGUUCAAGGACCGCCCUUUCAUUCGGAACACCAUUCAGUUCAUCAGCACUGCAUUUUGCAGUAAAAUUUCAAUCUUGCUGGACUGAUUUCCCCAUGCAAAUAAAAGGCAACUGGCAAUAAAUUUCCAUUAUGUUCUCGCAACCUAUGUUUCCGUUUCUUCUGGAUGUGAACAAUGAAGGCGAGUUGCACAUAGAAACGAUGUCAUGGCUUAUCAUCCUUAUGGGUGGUUGUGCUUUCUUGGCCAUGCAGUUUAUUGAUAUGCCUUAUGGGAGAUAUACAUCCAGUAAAUUCGGAUUUUUGGUCAAUGUGAAGGCUGCAUGGUUUAUCCAAGAGAUCCCAUCCUUGGCAAUCCCACUGUAUUUGUUGUUUAUCAAUGCUGGCAACAAACCAGUGCAACUUCCCAACCAGCUCUUGCUCGGCAUGUUCAUCUGCCACUACACCCACAGGUCACUGUUGUUCCCGUUUUUAAUCAGAGGUGGAAAACCAUCACCCUUCAUCGCUUUUUCAUUGGCUUUCACAUUUUGCGCAUAUAAUGGAUAUCUGCAGGCCAGGUACCUAAUCAAGUAUGCUGUUUACACCUCAAACUGGAUAACUGAUCCACGCUUCCUCACAGGCUCAGCACUCUGGUUUCUCGGAUUAUUAGUGAACCUGCAUUCCGACCAUAUCCUCAGAAACUUACGAAAACCUGGUGAAACGGGAUACAAAAUUCCACGAGGUGGAAUGUUUCAAUAUGUGUCCGGUGCCAACUUCCUUGGAGAAAUAGUAGAAUGGAUGGGCUUUUCCGUAGCAUGCUGGUCACUGCCCAGUGCAGCAUUUGCCAUAUUUACAUUUUUAAUUCUCGCUUCUCGGGCUGCCCAACAUCAUAGAUGGUAUCUGGAAAAAUUUGAAGAUUAUCCAAAGACAAGGAUGGUCUUAAUACCAUUCCUGUAUUGAAAUGUCUAAAAGAGGCUAAAUAGAGCCUUGAAAUCAGAUAAAGGUAUUGAAUUCAUCAGAAAAAUAUCCAUAGCCCUUUUAAUGACAUGGUGAGCCUUAAAUUCGCUUGGACUACCUCUAACCCUGGAAACUAACUUUUACAAGUGUCGAGUGUAUCAAAAUUAGUUGCUGCUGAAGCUUUAAAAUAUAUAUUUUUUCUCUAUAUUCCCAUAUGUUCCUCUUAUUUCUCUUAUUGUAAUCAAUUGAACAUUAUGUUUCAUGUUACUAUGUUCAUACUUUGGGUUGCUAAUGAUUCUUCAGUCUUAUUAGCUAUGGAAGUAAAUGUGCCCCUAGCUGUGAUGUCUAGAAGCAUUUUCAAAAAUGGACGUCAUUCAGUACUGAGAUGAGAAGAAAUCUUUGCAUCCUGAGUGUGGUGAACUUGAGGAAUUUAUCACCCAGCCUGUAUUUGGUGUAUGCAUGCAAUACAGGACAUUUUUUGUUGUUGUUGGUAUUAAUGAAAAUAAAGGCUAUGGCAUUAAUGCAUGAAUAUGGCACUGAGAAAAUAAAUAAAUUCAGCCAUGAUCUUAUUGAAUGGCGGAGCAGAUAUAAGGGGUGUAUUCCUAUUUCUUAUGUUCUGAUACUUUUUAUUGCUUUCCUGGUUUCGCUAACAAUAUCUGGUAAUAAUUACACAAAUUAGAUCAGGGCUGGAGCACUCUGAAAUUGAGACACUUUUUAAUUACAAGAACACAUUCCCACCCUGUCUUAAAACCUUCAAGUCAAAUUGUUUGGUGAGGAAGGAAGACAAACUGCUGCUGUGCUGUCCCAGCCACUAGAUGGCAAAAAACAUCCCUAUACAGUCUUACUGAUGCAUUUCUCAAAUCAUAAAGCAACUUAUUGUCAGUUUUCCCUUGUUGCCUGUGCUGCAAGUCCACAGGGAACUUGCAUUGAAGAAAAAUAUAGACAAACUGUUACGUUGGAAAAAAUGUCCCAAAGGUCCAGUUAUUACAAAACAUAAUAUCUGAACAAUAAGUGACUGAUAUGAGGUUUUGUUCUUCAUGACACAAUAAAAAGAACAGAAUGUAAA